AUGAAAUUUUUUCUCACAAUUCUGUUCUGUGUUUUUGGCAAGUAUUUUUGUCAAAAUGGUUUUCCACAACAAUUUUUUGCGGUUAUCAAUUAUACUAGUCCUUUACCGUAUGAAUUCAAGACAGGUGUUCAACAGUUACUGUAUGAUUAUAAAAACUUACGAACUCGAUUUGAUAUCGAAGGUUGGAGAGCAAAACAGAAUGAAACAUAUUUAUUAGAAUAUAAACCAAAAGGGGCAGAACAAGGAUCGCCAGCUUCGGACGGUUAUACAUUGUUUAAUUUUAAUCCUGACUAUCCGCAGUUCACAAAGACACCUCCACUAUCAGACUUUGGCCCAAUUCCAUAUAGUUGGUCAGAUAAUGGUGGUCAAUUAACUAUGAAAGCAUGGUUUCCAUUGCCUAGUGAUUUGAUCAGCAAAGGUGAAGUUUGGGUACCUGAACUUCAAUUAAAUGCUGUGAGAUAUGAUUCUCCAACUAUUUGUGAUUUGAAAAAAUCUCGUAUUGGAAAAGUGCCUUGUUUAAGUUAUUUUGAAACAAAAGAUGGUACAAGACCGGUUCAAACAAUUGUUGCUCGCGCUGGUGUGGGAGAUUUUCAGAACGAUGAAUAUACUGUGGGCAUGUACUUAGCUUUUACCAAUGGUAUUCCAUCUUCCGCUGAGUCUAUGUUUGAUUUACCUGAUGAAUGGCCAUCUUAUUGUGGAAAUGCCAAUGCUGGUUAUAGUACAGAACCUACACGUGGUUUUGUCGUUACUCCAGAUGGAAAUGAUAAUUUUACAUUGAAACUGACUACACCCCUAGUUCACUCACUAGGUGAUAGUGUUACAAUAUCAUUCAAAGCUAAUCCUAGCCAGUACUAUAAUGGUACACAAUGUGCAGAAUUUAGUGGCGAAGGUGGAAGUAGAACAAUUGUUUUUAAUAGCAAGAAUUGGAAUGAACCUCAGAAUAUAACAAUGUCGUUUAAAGGUAAUUAUGGAUGUUGCUCAUAUCGAAUCAUUGGAGAAGGUGGUGGUUAUGACUGGUUAUAUUCACAAGACGGAUACACAUUUGUUGUUUACGCAUGUAAUGGAAUAUCAGGUUGGGGUUGUCAAGGAAAAGAACCAUGUGGUCAAUGA
Didymodactylos carnosus is the source of this 1110-nucleotide messenger RNA. The record is from the annotation of a GenBank genome assembly. NCBI's taxonomy places the organism in Eukaryota, Metazoa, Rotifera, Eurotatoria, Philodinida, Philodinidae.